CAAUGUUCCCUCGCCAUAAAAUGAUAAGAAUUUCUUCGACUUGUGUGGGCAAACAGUCACAUAUGAUUGUUAUAAGGUUGUGGUUAUGAGCUGGUGACAGCAGGAAACUGCACAGUCUGCCUUGAUAUGGUGUUUAAUGGAACUACUACUAACAUAUAAUCCACGCCCUCUCCCUUCUUUUCCCCCCACAUCAGGCCCUGCCUCUCCUUUACAGCCCUCCCUGUCUCUUUGUGCUCUUGCCCCACCUUUUGUCAAGUAUCAACAGGCAAAUUUUUAAAGUCCACACCCCUGCGCAGCACAGUCAGGCACAUGCUUACACUAACAGUUGAGAUCAACGACUCAGAUGAGAACUGCCGGGGGAUACUGGUAUCUACUUUGUGGGACAGAUUACUUGACCUGGCUGCUUUUAGAGGAUUUGACAAACCACCAUGGGAAUGAGGUUGAGAGACUUGUGCCACUGCCAUCACUGGAAAUAGGAGUUUGGGAUGACUGUGAACGCAGACUGCGCUACAGAUUGUGACAUUUAUAAGGAGUGGCUGUUGUGGUUGUCUCUCGACACUUGGAGCAUUAAAGAUAGGAAACUAGUUGGUGGGAAGCUGGUGUGGGAUCGCUAGUCUCUUGUGGGUUUAAUCUCUUUCUUUUUCCUCUGACCCCCAUAUUACCGUCUAGGCAGUGCAACAUAUCCCUUCUCAGCCAUUCUUAAACUUAAUUACAAUCCUUGCUGUAAUUCCUGCAGGGUAUAUCUUGUUUUUUCUUUCUUCUACACAAUAGGCUGUCUUCAUCCCUCUUUUCCCACCACCAGCAACAAUGGACUUGACUUUGUGGCAGUACCAGUUCAGAAUCAUCAUGCUGGGGGACUCUACAGUGGGCAAGUCCUCCUUGCUGAAGCGCUACACUGAAGACUUGUUCAUGGAGUCCAUCAACGAGACGGUGGGUGUAGACUUCUAUGUUCACUUCCUGGAGGUAGAGCCAGGGGUCCGUGUCAAGCUGCAGUUCUGGGAUACGGCUGGACAGGAAAGGUUCAGGUCAGUGACUCGUUCUUAUUACCGCAACUCAGUCGGAGGCCUGCUGGUGUUUGACAUGACCAACCGAGCUUCCUUCGACCAUAUCAAGGAGUGGCAUGCAGAGGUGUGUGAACGAGUACAACCGCAUAAGGUUCUCUUUGUGCUGGUGGGCCAAAAGAGUGAUCGAGAUGCUCAGGGGGAGAGGGUGGUGAGUCGGGGAGAGGCUGAGAAUCUGGCCGGACAGCUCGGGGUGCCCUAUUUGGAGGUCUCUGCCAAGACGGGCCAGAACGUUAAGAACGCCUUUGAGCUGCUCACUCGGCGGGUGUACCAGGGUCUGCUGAGUGGAGAGGUAGAGCUGCAAGAGGGCUGGGAUGGAGUCAAGUGUGCUGCACCACAGGCACUGCAGUUACAGAGAGCCAGCCUGGCAAAGCCCAGAAUGGCCCCCAAGUCCAAGAAGUGCUGUAGUUAAACAGUGGACUGGUGUCGGUCCCCCAUAUGUACCUACGUUACUGUGGAACCAAAAGCAAACAACAGGAGGUUGGACUUGUGGUGGAAUUUUACUGUAAUGACAAGACCAUCAUGAAACAUCUGAGAUGCUUUUUCUUGCACUGAAGACCAGUUAAUAAUGUCAGAGACUGAUUUGCGAAAACAUUUUCAGUUUUAUAUUCCUGAAAUGGCUGAAGAUUUAACUUUAUUUUUUCCCUUUAUUUUUGGCUGAAAGCCCUUGACAACGAUCAAAUGGAUUGCUUUGAAAUUUGAUAUAGUUUUCAAUAUCUCUUAGCUUUUCAUCUAAGUUUUUAACCCAGUACUUUAUUUUGUUAGUAGUUUCAAAACUUGUCAUUUCUGCAUAAUGAAUAUUUUUACUUUUGACUCAGUAGCCGUACAUUUUGCUGAUAAUACUUCUUUUACUUUUUUCUUCUUUACUUUUACUUAAGUGAGGUUUUGAUUGCAAGGCCCUUAAAAUGCUCACAUUGCAGUAUUAGUACUUUUAUUUAAGUCAAGACUCUGAAAACUUUCUCCAACCACUGCAGAAGUGGUUGACAAUAAUAUAGUUUUUGCUUUUCUCUUGAGAAAUACUUUACUAAUUUUAUACUAUUCUAUACUAUUAUACUAUUUUUUAAAGUAAUCUUUAGUCUGAGUGCACCCAGCUCAUUCCCACAAAAAAAAAAAAAAAAGAAAAUAUUUAAAAAAAGGGAAAAUGCUGCUUUAUCCUGGGAACUUACUUCUGGACCUGUGAAACUUGUCUGUCUUGUUCUCUCCUUGACUGACAACAGUUAAGGUAUUGGGUCCCCUGGUUGGGAUUAGAAACCUCAUCCGAGGCAUCUGUGAAUAAAUCUUUUGAGUGGUCUGGAAACAGUGUUGUUGCACCACCAAUAAUUGCAUAGCAUCCUGCCAGUGAGUCAUUGUUUUUAGGUGCUGAUGUUGAAAUUAAUUCAAUAAAAACUCUGGGGCGCCUUUGGA
Molecule: messenger RNA, 2465 nt
Organism: Scatophagus argus
Lineage: Eukaryota; Metazoa; Chordata; Actinopteri; Scatophagidae
Gene: rab42b
Product: RAB42, member RAS oncogene family
Exons: 2
Coding region: 808-1473 (221 amino acids)
Molecular function (GO): GTP binding; GTPase activity
Source: RefSeq, a predicted model, not a curated record